Messenger RNA from Trichoderma citrinoviride, 1176 nucleotides. RefSeq lists its product as hypothetical. Bases 1 to 1176 code for a protein of 391 amino acids. The record is from RefSeq and is a predicted model, not a curated record. Lineage: Eukaryota; Fungi; Ascomycota; Sordariomycetes; Hypocreales; Hypocreaceae. The transcript has a single exon.
AUGCUGCGACUCUUUGCUUUCACCGUUGCCCAGGCCACGCUCAGCAGCUCCGUCACGGCCUCGAGCAGCGCCCCUGAUCUGUCCCAGUACAGCCUCACUGCGACCCUCCCCAUAGUCCAUUUCGAUCCUCCAUAUACGUGGCCCAACUAUGCUCCCAGCCUUUCAAUCUACCUGCAUCCGCCCGCAAGCGCGUCCUUCGCCAAUGUUUCGUUCAAAGCCCCCAUAGCGCCAGUUCUCGAUACCGGCUCGAAUGGCUUGCUUCUAGAUGCACUGGAUCUCAACAUCACCAACGCCACGCUGGCGCAGUAUGAACCCGGCUACCAGUACCUUUCGUCGUCAACAAAACUCUACCGCGGCUCGUGGAUCCCGUUCACGCUCGAGUUUGCCAGCCCCUCGGGCGAAUCAGUCAACGUCACGGCAGAGAUUCCAGUGCUGGUCGUCAACGAGACGCUCAAAUGCUCGGGGUACCAGGCUGAAUGGGAGGCAUACUGUCCCGAAGACCACACGAGCAGCUACGAUUCUCAUCCCCGAGGCACCCAAUGGUGGGGAAUUGGCUUCGGUCGCGAAGCCGACGGACAGCUCCACGGAACGCCGGACAAGAAUGCGCUGAUCAACAUCAAGAGCAUCAACGGCGUGGAUGUGUCUUCGUCGAAGAACUACAGGGCCGGAUACAGCUUGCGGAAGGACGGCGUAGUGGUGGGUUUGACCGAGGAGAACACACGGGGCUACCGAUGGACGAAGCUGGAGAAGCAGAUAGACUUCUCGGAUGACCCCCGCGAUUGGAAGAAUGCCUCGGGCUGCGUGAGCAUCGACGGCGGUGACUGUCGAUCAUCCAACGUUCUCGUCGAUACAGGUCUCACUAUAUCCUAUCUAUCGACCGCUGAUACGUCUGUCCGCUUGGUACCUUCAAAUAGGUCUUCCACAGCAAAGGUCCUGGCAGCCGGUCAAAAUGUGCUGGUUCGAUUUGGUUUGGGGGAUGGAGAUGGCGAAGUGCAAUACAACUUUACGGUGGGAGAUGCCAGCAGCUUGGAGGAUCCUAAUGAGGUGAGGACAAAGCUGGUGGACGAGGGCAAGGAAGAGAAAAUCAACACGGGAGUGUACUUUUACCGCGAGUGGGGGAGCGCCUUUGAUGCAGACGGUGGUUGGUGGGGGGUCAAGUAUGUUGGGAACGCUUAG